Messenger RNA from Aspergillus saccharolyticus JOP 1030-1, 437 nucleotides. RefSeq lists its product as uncharacterized. The transcript has a single exon. The coding region runs from base 124 to 345 and encodes 73 amino acids. Lineage: Eukaryota; Fungi; Ascomycota; Eurotiomycetes; Eurotiales; Aspergillaceae. The record is from RefSeq and is a predicted model, not a curated record.
AACAAGAAGAAAGCAAGGAAAGUCAAAUAUGUACAGCGACGGAAGAUGGAGGCCAAGCUUGAUAAAAGAGGGGAGCCGGAGGGGAGGGGGAGGGGGAGGUCAGAUGCUGUGAGUCGCUAGGACAUGAAAACGAUUGAAAGCAUGAAGAACCAAGAAUUGGAAAGGAACGAAGAGGGCAAAGUGAAACAUGUGUUUCUGAAACGAAUGCAACAGCGUGGGUCAAGGAUUAAUUUGAGGGUGGGAACACACUCCGCAUCAUCGCUUGACAAUCUUCCCAUCCCCCCUCCCCCCCAAAAAGAGAUCAAAGGAAACGAAGACAGACUUGUCAGAGAUGCUCAGCCAUGAAAGUAUUAUAGACAUAGUGAAUCUUCCGAGAUGGCAUGGGCUGGUCUAUCAGAUAUUAGAAUUAGAAAAGAGGGAAUGCGAUUAAUUCCUGC